GCGCACUAGGACCCUCCGCGGUCCCACCUGCAGUUCCCGGUCUGGAAUUGGCUGGCUGCUCCCUGCGGACGCUUGGCUCCGGCUUUGGCCCUCCGCAGCACCAUGGGGCUGGCGCCGCGCACCGUGGAACUGUUCUACGACGUCCUGUCCCCCUACUCCUGGCUGGGAUUUGAGAUCCUAUGCAGGUACCGACACCUCUGGAACAUCAGGCUGCAGCUGCGUCCUACUCUCAUCGCCGGGAUCAUGAAAGACAGCGGGAACAAGCCGCCAGCCAUGGUCCCCAGGAAAGGCCAGUACAUGAGCAAAGAUAUUGCUCUCCUGAGGCAACACUUCCAGGUUCCCAUCUACGUGCCCAAGGAUUUCUUCGGUGAUAUUCUUAAGAAAGGGAGUGUAAAUGCCAUGCGCUUCCUCACGGCUGUGAGCAUGGAGCAACCAGAGAUGCUGGAGGAGGUGUCCAGACAGCUAUGGAUGCGUGGUUGGUCUCGAGAUGAAGACAUCGCAGACUCCCAGAGCAUCCUGGCUGCUGCAGAGAAGGCAGGAAUGUCCACAGAGCAAGCCCAAAGCUUUCUGGAGAAAAUGACCACAGCACAGGUGAAGGACAAGCUCAAAGAGACCACGGAGGCAGCCUGCAAUUACGGGGCCUUUGGGCUGCCCACCACUGUUGCCCACGUGGAUGGUAAAACCUACAUGUUAUUUGGCUCUGACCGCAUGGAGCUACUGGCUUACCUGCUGGGAGAGAAGUGGAUGGGCCCUGUGCCCCCAGCCCAGCGUGCCAGACUUUAAGAUCGCCUUAGGAAGUAAACUUGGGAGUCCUCUGUUUGACAGAGCUGUCUUCUGUGGCUGGCCCUAUGGGCUGAAGCAGAGGUCUGCCUCAGCUGUUCCUGCCUCUCCUUCAGUGCCUCACAAGUGUCUUUUGGAAAGCCUAAAGUCAUAAAAUAAACCUGAUGCCACCAGACAGAACA
Messenger RNA from Phodopus roborovskii (desert hamster), 962 nucleotides. It is a transcript of the gene Gstk1, whose product is annotated as glutathione S-transferase kappa 1. The record is from RefSeq and is a predicted model, not a curated record. The transcript is spliced from 8 exons. Gene Ontology annotation, cellular component: mitochondrion; peroxisome. Gene Ontology annotation, biological process: glutathione metabolic process. Gene Ontology annotation, molecular function: glutathione transferase activity; glutathione peroxidase activity. Lineage: Eukaryota; Metazoa; Chordata; Mammalia; Rodentia; Cricetidae. Bases 103 to 783 code for a protein of 226 amino acids.